CAUCGAGUUCGGCUUUAGUCCGCGUGUUCUAUCCGGCCAUGCACCUCUGGUAUUGUCUUAGAGGGUAGGUUGUUUUAUUAUGGAAGGGAUCAGUGGGACCCUUCUUACCGACUGAUCAUUGGAGGCCUCUAAAUCCCGAUCUCUCACUCCCACACACACGCAAUUAAGCAACCUAUUUCAUGGUCAUGUGUUUUGUUCUGUGCAUGUGUUUUGGCUUUGCCUUCCUCGCCUAGCUAGCUACUGCUGCUGCUGCUGCAUGCCGCCUUUCUGCACCAAGUAAAACACAGUACCCAAUAUAUAUGGAGGAAGAGCAGGCGGUGGCGAAGUUGCCUCUGAUUGAAGCAGAGUGCUCUGCUCGUUUAAGGAUUAGCAAUAUUGAUAAUGAUCAAGAACAUGGUGGUCUCGACAGUGCCGGUGCCGGUGCUCCUGUUAAAACAAGAUCGACGGCUGUUCUUUUUAUUUGCACCUUUGCGACCGCCUGCGCUGCCUUCACUGGUGGUUGUCUAGCAUCAUAUACAUCACCGGCUGAGUCUGGAAUCAUAGCUGAUUUAGGUCUCACUGUGACAGAGUACUCGGUUUUUGGUUCAAUAAUGACAGCUGGAGCAAUGAUUGGCGCCGUAAUAUGUGGGAGGAUGACAGAUUUCUUUGGUCGUAGACGUACGCUAUGGGUUUUGGACAUAUUCUACAUCGUGGGCUGGCUUGCCAUUAUUUUGGCUAAGGGGGCUUGGAUGCUCGACCUUGGAAGACUGUCGCUGGGAAUUGGGUUUGGGCUUACUUGUUAUGUGGGACCUGUAUAUCUUGCAGAAAUAACACCAACGAAUGUAAGAGGACUACUAAUGUCAAUCAGUCAGUCAAUGACUGGUUAUGGUGCUUCUCUCACGUUUGUAAUCGGUUCUUUCGUCACCUGGCGUUCUUUGGCCAUAAUAGGUUGUAUUCCGAGUCUCUUACUGUUCCUUGCUCUAUUUUUCAUUCCAGAGUCUCCAAGAUGGUUGGAUUAUAUCGAAAACCAGCGUCUUCAACAGAACUCCGACGACAAUCUCCUCAACUUGUUUCGGCGAAAAUAUCUUCAUAUACUCAUUGUUGGAGUUGGGCUUAUGGUAGUGCAAGCAUCAGGAGGGCUAUAUGGAUUUAUGUUUUAUAUGAGUGAAAUUUUUGAUUCAGCUGGUAUCUCUAGUACACUGGGGUUUAUCCUGGUGGCUGUUCUUCAGAUUCCUUUAAUUGUUUCGAGUGCAGCACUGAUAGAUAAAUUUGGAAGACGAACGCUGUUGAUGGCUUCUGCAACUGGGCAAUGCUUAGGCUGCUUCCUCACUGGAUUGUCCUACUUCUUGCAGGAACUUGACUGGUGGAAAGAAGCAAGUCCCAUUUUGGCGCUGUUAGGGGUAUUGGUAUAUAUGGGAUCUUACUCAUUUGGCAUGGGUGGAAUACCAUGGAUUGUGGUGUCAGAGAUAUUUCCAAUAAAUGUAAAGGGUUCAGCUGGAACCCUUUGCAAUCUGGUCAGUUGGUUUUGUUCUUUGGUUGUUUCAUACACUUUUAACUAUUCAUUCUCCUGGAGCCCGGCAGGAACAUUUUUCAUAUAUGCGGGCAUAUGUGGUUUUGGGGUUGUUUUCAUCGCAAAACUAGUGCCGGAGACUAAAGGGCGAACAUUGGAAGAAAUACAUGCAUCACUCAUGACUCAUAUAAUGCAGUGAGAAACAUUAAUCAAGGGCCAUGAAAAAUGAUAAAAAUUAUUCCAAGGAUUUUUAUGAUGUAAUCGUGAACUACUAUUUAUGAAUUCAACACAAAGUGUGCUUUCAGCUGCUACGCAGUUUUAUCUUCCAGUUUAUAUGCUCCAUCGUGCAACCACGACCAAGAUUUUUAGAUUUAA
Molecule: messenger RNA, 1864 nt
Organism: Juglans regia (Persian walnut)
Lineage: Eukaryota; Viridiplantae; Streptophyta; Magnoliopsida; Fagales; Juglandaceae
Product: sugar transporter ERD6-like 15
Exons: 17
Coding region: 300-1688 (462 amino acids)
Biological process (GO): carbohydrate transport; transmembrane transport
Cellular component (GO): membrane
Molecular function (GO): sugar transmembrane transporter activity
Source: RefSeq, a predicted model, not a curated record